Molecule: messenger RNA, 1800 nt
Organism: Capronia epimyces CBS 606.96
Lineage: Eukaryota; Fungi; Ascomycota; Eurotiomycetes; Chaetothyriales; Herpotrichiellaceae
Exons: 1
Coding region: 1-1800 (599 amino acids)
Molecular function (GO): thiamine pyrophosphate binding; carboxy-lyase activity; magnesium ion binding
Source: RefSeq, a predicted model, not a curated record
AUGGCCGGCCACAUGGACCUAGCGGAAUACCUUUUCCGAAGAAUCCAUCAGAUUGGCGUGAGAGCGGUCCACGGCGUGCCGGGGGACUACAACCUGACUGCGUUGGACUACAUCGAGCCCGCCGGCCUGAGCUGGGUCGGCAAUGCCAACGAGCUGAACGCCGGGUACGCGGCCGACGGGUAUGCGAGGAUCAGGGGCGUCUCUGCUCUGGUCACGGCCUUUGGCGUGGGCGAACUCUCGGCCAUCAACGCCGUGGCCGGCGCGUACGCGGAGAGGGCGGCCGUCAUCCACAUCGUCGGCGCCGUUCCCACCCACGUCCAGGAGCAAGGCUUGUGCAUGCAUCAUUCCCUGGGAGAUGGGAACUUCCGCGUCUUCGCCGACAUGGCGGCCAACAUCACCGUGGCGCAGGCCAACCUGACCGACGCUGAGACGGCCGCGGCCGAAAUCGACAGAUGCCUCCGAGAAUGUGUGCUGCAGAGUCGCCCCGUCUACAUCGAGCUGCCCACCAACAUGGUCAAGGCGAGAGUGUCGGCCGCCGGCCUGGCCAGCCCGAUUGACCGUUCGUUGCUGGUGCCGGCCAACGACGAGGCCGUCGAGGACAGCAAGGCCGACCUCAUCCUCGGCAAGAUCUAUGCGUCCAAGCAGCCGUUCAUCAUUGUCGACGGCUUCACCUCUCGCUACGGCAUCCGCGACGAAGCUGACGAGCUGGUCCGAGUCACCGGGUUCCCCACGUCCACCACUCCAUUUGGCAAGGGCAUCGUCAACGAGACAUACCCCAAUUUUCAUGGCAUCUAUGCCGGCAUGGCCGGCAAGCAGAUCUACAUGCCUUGGGCCCGGGGAUGCGACGUCGUCAUCCGACUUGGUCCCUUGCCCAGCGACGUCAACACCUUCGGGUUUAGUACGACGCCAGAUCCCACCAUCACCAUCACCUUCGAGCGUGACUCCGUCGAGAUCGAGGGCACGCAAUACCGAGGCCUGCACGUCAAGUCGCUUCUGCGGAAGAUCCUGACCAGACUCGACAAGACCAAGUUACCCAAAUACGACCCGUAUCCCGACCUGGGCGAUCUGAGAGCGCAGCUGAAGGCGUUGCCCCCGACGGGCAAGGACGACACCAUUGACCAAGCCACGUUUUGGCAGCGCAUCUCGAAUUUCUUACAGCCCGGCGACAUCGUGUUGACCGAGACAGGCACGCCCUCCGUCGGUGGCCGAGAUAUCGUCCUGCCACCCAACACCACCCUCAUCAACUCCUCGAUCUGGCUCUCGAUCGGAUACAUGCUGGGCGCGUGUGCCGGGGUAGCAUUGGCUCAGCGCGAGAUGGUCGCCGAAGGAAGCCAGCCGCAAGGCCGUACCGUCCUCUUCGAAGGCGACGGCAGUCUGCAGAUGACGGUGCAAGUCUUCUCGGAUAUCAUCCGCAACCGGCUGGAUGUGGUGGUGUUCGUCAUCAACAACGACGGAUACACGAUCGAGAGAUGGAUCCACGGCAUGAAGGCCGGGUACAACGACAUCCCUCCGUGGAGAUACCUCGACGCGCCCACCUUUUUCGCCGCCCCCGAGCACGACCCUGCCUAUCCCGUCUUCACCAAGCGCGCUGAGACCUGGGGCGAACUGAACGACGUCUUGGCCAACCCCGAUCUCCAACGCGGCAAAGGGCUCAAUAUCGUCGAGGUCAUCAUGGCCAGAGAUGACGCCCCCGAGGUUCUGAAGAGGUUGGUCGAGAGUACCUCGCGCCGCAAUAGUGGUGUCUCCGAACGGCCCAAGGCCAUCACUCAUGAGGAGAAGGUCAUGAAGGUUGCCGGCUGA